UGACAACCUAUUUAAGCCAACUUGCAGUAACUGGCAGCAAAGUAUCAUUCCCUGGCAGGCUGAGUCAUUGAGCCACUGCAGACUUUGGAAGAAAGAAUCAUUAGCUGAAACAUUCAAGAACCAGGGGGUCCCAGAGAGAACCCUUCUUUUGAUCUGGAAUUAUCUGUUAUUGACCACAGAACUGCUACUGACGAUUCCUGGGACAGGGGCCUGUAUAGUGAGAGGCCUUCAAGGAUGAAUAUCCUCCGCCUACUCCUGGCCACCCUGCUGGUCUCCCUGUGCCUCCUCACUGCCUACAGUCACCUGGCACCUGAGGAAAAACCCAGAGAUGACAGGAACCUGAGGAGCAACUCCUCCAUGAACAUGUUGGAUCUCCCUUCUGUCUCUAUUGUAGCACUGAACAAGAAAUCCAAAAAGAUCAGCAGAAAAGAGGCGGAAAAGAAGAGAUCUUCCAAGAAAAAGGCUUCGAUGAAGAACGUUGCUCGGCCUCGGCGGCCCCGGCCUCCGCCGCCCGCCCCCUGCGUGGCCACUCGAGGCAGCUGCAAGCCGCCGGCGCCCGCCUGCUGCGACCCGUGCGCCUCCUGCCAGUGCCGCUUCUUCCGCAGCUCCUGCUCCUGCCGAGUGCUCAACCCCACAUGCUGAGCUCACCCGCCUCCAGGCCAGCGGGGAGGGGCAGAGCGCCAGCUGGGAGGGGACCCCAGAGAUUCUUUUCCGUUCCUUGAGUCCCCUUCACUGCAGAAGACCUGGACUGCGCAGGCUGUAUCUCCUGAGGGGCCUGAGAAACCGGAUUUCCCAGGCCCUAGGGCAAGCGCAUGUCCGUUGGAGACAAGUGCUGCCCCCUACCUUUAAGCCUGGGAACACACGAAGCUGCCUGUCCGGAGCUGGCUGUGAAGGUGCACACGCCAGUUGUGUCUUUCCACAAUGUCAGCUUUAUUCAGUCAUAAAGCAAGGUUAACAUAAUUAUAAAGCAGGUUCAGGAUUCCAAAUUCAAUGACAUUUCACCACGUGUUUUACUCGACUUUUUACAUGUCAGACAAAGCACAAGACAGGUCACAUAACAAGCAAUGUAGAACGCGGGGAGGAAGCUAAGGAACCAAUUUUUGACCAAGCAGUUGGGAUAAGGCCUCAGUCAGGUCUGGGUCAGCUCUCCUGGGUCAGCUCUUGCACUUAUUGCUUAUUAUGUUCAAGCAGUGAAGAAGCAUCUGUGUUCUUUCCAGAGAUCAGUCAGGCAAGCCUUCAGCUGCCUUUUUGAAGUGUUCAGACAUAGAGACGUCAGUGUCUGAGAAGUCUGACAGUUUGCUGCCAAAAUCCUUUUUAAACGGGAUUUAAUCAGUCUUGGGCCUUUGCUGACCUCCUCUGUUUCUGUUGGUUGUAACUCCUGAAUGUGUCAAAAGCUGGUGCUGGUCUCCAAGAUAUCUGGUUGUACCUGCAAUGCCCUUAGCUGCUUGCAUCAUUGCUUGACAGUCACCUGUUUGACACAGGCCCCUGCUUAACAUGAGCAACACCAUCUUGCUUUCUACAUUCCACCCCGUGAUUUCUCAUGACAAAUCUGUAAGGGUCAUGCAGGAAUCAAGUCUUAAACCAAGUCAGCAGUACUAGUUUGCUAAUGUGGAAGAGGGCAAAUCCAAAUCAUUCAAUCAUGUUUUCAAUCAGAAUCAAACAAAAUCAAAUAAAUCUGAAACCGUAUGAAAUGUCAACUGAUAUCAUAAAACAAAGAUCACAUCAAAUCUAAGCAAGUUACAUACAUUAAACUGAGUCAAAUAAAGCAAAAUUAAGUAAGGAUUAAAUUUUAAAACUCCAACUUAAAGUCACAUCUAAUAAGAAUUAAAUCAAGUCAAAAAGAGAGGAGAAAAACUAAAUCUAAAUGUAAUGAAGGUAAGUUAACAAAUCAACAAUGCAGUCAAAUAAAUGAAAUAAGAAUCAUGUUGCCAACUAUGGGCAGAUAAAAGUAAAAAAUAUACAUGGACUCUUCAACAUAGGCUCUUGGCAUGUCUAGAAAAGAAUGGUGAAGGUAUGGUUAAUCAUAGUCUUUUUGUGAUUUUUCCUUCUUAAGCCUGAGGGUGCAUAACACUUUAAUAGCAUGUUUAAUAAGAUAUAUAAGAAAAAUAAUAGCUAAAAGCAAAAGAUUUCCUUAAUGGAUUUCCAAACAUGUAUAGAGAGAUAAUCCCUUUAAGUAUUUUAAAGGGUUAUAGUCAGGCCAUGAGCCAAAACAAAUCACAUUUGAAGGGUUUUGUUAACAACUCUGGAAAGGACCAUUUAUUAUAUGUGUUUUGAAUAUUUUUGUUCAAUGCAGCUAAGUUGGGGUUAAUGACUCCUGCGGCCACCUGAGUGGGCUGUGCAGCAAGAUUAAAGUGGGUUAGCUUGUUGGUCGAAGUUUUAUGGGCUACUUUGAGCCUUUCUAAUUUUUCAUCUAGAAAUUUAUCAAUUUUGUUAAUUUUUACCCAAGGUAUUUCUGUUAUUUUAGUAGGAUAAGAUGUUGAAAAAAUUUUAUGUGAAUAUUGUGAGACAAAGGUACCCAUUUUGGUAGUGCUACUAAAUGUUACAUUAAUAGCAUACAAUAUUUUAACACACUCAUUGUCUAUGGUGAUGAUAGAUAGUAUCAUUCAUUCUAUAUGAUUAAAGAAUGUGACCUCUGAGAAGCUAUUAGCACAAAUUAUCCAAUGAAAGUGUCCCAUGUCCAAAAGUAAAUUUUCUUUUUUUUUCUGUUUUUCAUGUUUUUAUUUAUUUUUGAAGGAGAGAGAGAGAGCAUGAGUUGGGGAGGAGCAGAGAGAGAGAGAAGGAGACCCAGAAUUCGAAGCAGUC
Prionailurus viverrinus (fishing cat) is the source of this 2802-nucleotide messenger RNA. It is a transcript of the gene ASIP, whose product is annotated as agouti signaling protein. Lineage: Eukaryota; Metazoa; Chordata; Mammalia; Carnivora; Felidae. The record is from RefSeq and is a predicted model, not a curated record. Gene Ontology annotation, biological process: melanosome organization; hormone-mediated signaling pathway; positive regulation of melanin biosynthetic process. Gene Ontology annotation, molecular function: melanocortin receptor binding; neuropeptide hormone activity. Gene Ontology annotation, cellular component: extracellular region. Bases 235 to 642 code for a protein of 135 amino acids. The transcript has 6 exons.